Messenger RNA from Dryobates pubescens (Downy woodpecker), 1435 nucleotides. RefSeq names its product RAB25, member RAS oncogene family (gene RAB25). Gene Ontology annotation, cellular component: recycling endosome. The coding region runs from base 229 to 870 and encodes 213 amino acids. The record is from RefSeq and is a predicted model, not a curated record. The transcript is spliced from 5 exons. Gene Ontology annotation, molecular function: GTPase activity; GTP binding. NCBI's taxonomy places the organism in Eukaryota, Metazoa, Chordata, Aves, Piciformes, Picidae. Gene Ontology annotation, biological process: exocytosis.
UCCGCCGCCAGCCUCGCCGGCGCUGCCCGGGACCCUGCUCGCUCCUCACCGGCUUCCGGGGCCCCUGCUGCCUCCCCUCCUGCCCUUGGCCCCAAGGCAACUUUGGCCCCCAGCAUCUCCUGGCUCGGAACCUCUUGCAGCCCCUGCCACCCUGUGCCUUCUGCCCCAGGCUUUGCCCAGGAAGAAGGAAGCCCAGAGGAGGUGGCAGCCCCGGCGAGGGCAGCAGACAUGGGCAGCGCCGAGGAGGAUUACAACUUUGUCUUCAAGGUGGUCCUCAUCGGGGAGUCCGGGGUGGGCAAGACCAACCUCCUGUCUCGCUUCACCCGCAACGAGUUCAACCACGACAGCAGAACCACCAUCGGGGUGGAGUUCUCCACCCGCACCCUGCUGCUGGGCGCCGCCGCCGUCAAGGCCCAGAUCUGGGACACGGCCGGGCUGGAGCGCUACAGAGCCAUCACCUCGGCGUACUACCGGGGGGCCGUGGGGGCCUUGGUGGUCUUCGACAUCACCAAGCACCAGACCUACGACGUGGUGGAGCGCUGGCUGAAGGAGCUCUACGACCACGCCGAGGCCAACAUCGUGGUCAUGCUGGUGGGCAACAAGACUGACCUGGCCCAGGCCCGGGAGGUGCCCAUGGAGGAGGCCAAAAUGUUUGCAGACAACAAAGGGCUGCUGUUUGUGGAGACCUCGGCGCUGGACUCCACUAACGUGGAGCAGGCUUUUGAGACCAUCCUGAAGGAGAUCUUCCACAGGGUGCAGCAGCAGAAGCAGAGGAGCAGCCAAAGCCAGACGGUGCCACUCGGCGGUGCCAGCCUGGAGGUCGCGGCCCCGGCGCAGGCAGGGAGGCGUCCUUGCUGCGUGGCCCUCUGAGCUGGGUCACCACCCCUGGCACCUCCCCCCCGGGGACCCUCCCCCAGCCCUGGGACGUGCCAGGGGCGUAGAGCUGAGUCUGUCUCGGGGCCACCGGCACAGGCUGGUGCCACCUGUGGUGCCACCUCCGUCCUGGAGCUCUGGGGACUGGCAGCCUGGAGAGUGGUCAGAGGAGGAGAAGCAGCGGUGGGGGAAGCUCUUCUCUGUCUGCUUUCUGCAUCACCCCCAUCCCACCUCCACCUCCAGCUCCACCUCUCUCAGGGGACUGAGAUACCCCCGAGGAGGUUCUGGCCAGCCAGGGGAACCUCUCUGGUUGCCUCAGGUCGUGGAGUGGCUCUCUUGGUGCCCCCCUGUGCCCCACCCUGGGGAUAUGGCUGUCCCCCACAGCUCUCCAUCCCCACCAGGAGCUGCCCUGAGGCCACCCCAAGCCCUUAAGGAACAAAGUGGCUGCGCUCAGCCCACCUCUGGCUCCAUCCCGACGGGAGGACCCGGUGGAGGUCCCUCCUGUCUGCACAGGGGGGUGGGGUUUGGUGCCAAGCCUGGUGCCAAGAGACCUGGGAGCAGC